UAAAAAUGUACAAGAUAGUCCAUUUUGCAUUAACUGUCAACGUCCCUUUAUUUAAAUAUUUAUUAUACUAUGAUUGUGGCCAAAAAAUGUUUCUUCUGUGUAUCGUUGCAAAUUGGAUGUAUCAUAAUUGCGCUUAUUGGAUUAUGUUUGUCCACCACAAACAUAAACUACAUUAUGCACCUCCUGAAUAGGACUUACAAUAGUGAAACCAAAUAUAGAUUUCCAGCUCAUGUAUUCCAUGCAUGUUUACAAAUUUUCGCGGAAUUAUUGUCUUUUUGCGCAUCCUAUAUAUUGAUCCUAGCGGUUUUAUCGCAAUAUUUCUGUCUGUUUUGGACUACACUGGUCUUUCAAGUCCUUCAGCCUGUAUACCUUAUCUCAUAUAGUAUUAUAUCAUCGGCAAUGGGUAAAAAUUUAAUAAUAAAUGUGAGCUUGUGGCAUAAUAUUACAUAUUGGGCGCACAUAGUUAUUCGGCUGACCAUGACCUCGUAUUUUACGUUUAUAACCUGUUCGUAUUAUCGACAACUGAGGAAGGAAGAAACUGAAAAUAUAGCUUAAUGGUUUGGUUUCAUUGGAUUUGUCGUCAGUAAGUGAAAUAAAGGAACUUAAUGUAU
Messenger RNA from Drosophila serrata, 611 nucleotides. RefSeq lists its product as uncharacterized. NCBI's taxonomy places the organism in Eukaryota, Metazoa, Arthropoda, Insecta, Diptera, Drosophilidae. The record is from RefSeq and is a predicted model, not a curated record.